UAAUCGUAGUGCGUUCCUGUUGUGUGAUAGUGCAGUGUGACAUUACGUUGUUUGUAACAAAGUUUUAUCUAUAUUUGUACCGUACUUUGUGCGUCUUUGUAGCCGAGAGCAUCGCUGUGUCGAGUGCCUGACUCUGGAGUCAACAAUCUUACGAAAGCUGAGCAAAUAAGUGAUAGUGAAUGUUAUGGCGCCGACUGUAUCAGUGACUUUCUGCUAAUUUGAAGAUGACUUUCAACGCACAGUGAUACGGAUUGUGAUUAAUAAAAUUUUAGUAACAAAAUGACGAAUAUGGGGAACAAAGUGCCGCCUGACGGAGGCUACGGAUGGGUCGUGGCCUUCGCUUAUGCCUUGAACAAUAUUGUCGUGCUGCCCCUCAUUGCCGGCUUCGGCCUGGUUUUCCAAGAGGCAUUUGCCGAGACAGGCAUGUCUGCCACGCAGGGCACCCUCGUCAUCACACUCAACCAUGGCAACGGAAUGCUGCUCUCUUUCUUCGGAGGACCUGUCCUUCGAAGAUUUGGGUACAGGAAGGUCGCAGCCGCAGGAGCCAUAUUCAUCAGUGUGGGCCUCUUGAUGACCUCAGCCGCGUCGAACUUCUGGGUCUUCAUAUUAUCUUACAGUAUUAUCAAUUCAAUGGGAGUAGCUGCAGUGAUGGCAGCGUUUGCUUUAGCAAUCAAUUCAUUCUUUAAAGAGAAGAGAGGGAGAGCUAUUGGAGUGGCUAUGUCCCUAACAGGAUUGGGAGCAAUCUACAUGCCCCUACUCAUGAGCGCAUUAAUGUACGCCUUCGGCUGGAGGUAUGCUGUCCUAAUCCUCGCUGCCAUCUGCCUCCACUCACUCGUAGGCGCUUGCCUGCUGAGACCAGCUAAAUGGUACUUUAAGGACCCUCCACUCACCGAAGAAGAAAUUCCCUUAAAUAGGGAACCGAGUACUGAGCUUGUAAAUGGAAGCGUUACAACUUCAUCUAAACAAACUGGUAUUCAAUCUCUACCGAAAUUAGAAGAAUCUUUAGAAAAUGGCGUUAUACCACAUCCAAAAAGUUUGUCAAUGAGAUCUCUAACCAGUAAUAAUAGUUUGGAGACAAGAAACGCAGUAUCGCACCCAGACAUACGUAAAACAUCGACUGAGCCUCCGCUACGAGAAGCUCAGUAUAAAUGGUGGGAAUCUCAAGAAAUCAAUCUGGGUAGUUCCUUCAAUAUAUUUCUUGAAUCUGAAGCAAAGAAAACCACAAAGCCUAAAGAAGUCGCCAUAACAGAAAAGGAGCCUGAAAAAACGUUUAUGCAGAAUUUCAUAGACUUUUUUGAUCUGACUUUACUAAGUGAUCCAAUAUUUGUGAACAUUUUGAUCGGAAUGUCUGUAGCUGCUUGUGUUGAAACGAACUUUUCGUUGUUGUUCCCUAUAAUUUUAAAGGACAUGUUGAAGUUUGAAACUAGUGAAAUAGGACAAAUAAUGGCAGUGAUAGGAUUUUCGGACACGUUGUUCCGGUUGGUGUCUCCUUUCAUUGGCGAAUGGUGCCAUAAGCCACCGAGAGUCAUGUACAUGAUUGGCCUAGUAUUGAUUGUCUUCACUAGAACAAUGAUGCUGUUCACCACAACCUACCUGGGCAUGAUAUUCGUUGCUCUGGCGAUCGGCAUCACCAAAGGCCUGCGGACGGUGUACAUGAACAUCGUGAUCCCAAGCUACGUGCCCAUAGAGCGACUGGCUUUCGCCUCGGGCAUCCAAAUGUUCCUUAACGGCAUCACCAUCAUUGGUCUAGGAUCUGUUUUGGGAAGAAUACGUGAAACUUCAGGGUCCUAUGAAGUGCCAAUUUUAGUAUUAAAUGCAGUCACCCUAUUUACAGUAUUUAUAUGGUGUGCUGAGUUUUUGUACAUCAGAGUAAAGAACAAAACAACUACAAAAGAACAAAACAUCUAGCUGGGCUAGAAGAACUGCCUUUUAAAUGUAAAUUGAUAGGUAGGUGUAAGAUAUUCAAUAAUACUUAAUAAGUAGGCUACUGUAUAAAAUAAUUUAAUUUUACUAUUUU
Molecule: messenger RNA, 2017 nt
Organism: Ostrinia furnacalis (Asian corn borer)
Lineage: Eukaryota; Metazoa; Arthropoda; Insecta; Lepidoptera; Crambidae
Product: monocarboxylate transporter 9
Exons: 7
Coding region: 280-1908 (542 amino acids)
Biological process (GO): transmembrane transport; monocarboxylic acid transport
Molecular function (GO): monocarboxylic acid transmembrane transporter activity
Source: RefSeq, a predicted model, not a curated record